Varanus komodoensis (Komodo dragon) is the source of this 4970-nucleotide messenger RNA. RefSeq names its product NHS like 2 (gene NHSL2). The record is from RefSeq and is a predicted model, not a curated record. The coding region runs from base 37 to 3384 and encodes 1115 amino acids. The transcript is spliced from 8 exons. Gene Ontology annotation, biological process: cell differentiation. Lineage: Eukaryota; Metazoa; Chordata; Lepidosauria; Squamata; Varanidae.
UUGCGCCCGUUGGUGUCACAUGUGGGGCCAGUGGCCAUGGAGAGGGCCGGGUCCUUGCUUAUGUCUCUGCACAGGGCAGCCACCUCUAACUUAGAUUUGGAUGUCAAGAAGCCCACCCCUCCCAAGCUGCUAUGGCACCAGCCUGUCAACGUAUUCCUGGCCCGGCCAGUCGGUGUGGAAGAGCUCCACCAUGAAGCUGAGCUUAAUCUUCAGAGUUUGCUUCAAGAAGAAUAUGAGGAGCCUUACUCUGACGCCAGGGCCAGUGGUCAGACCUUCCGCUAUGCCAGCCCUCUCUCUGCAGACAGACCCCUGGACUGCAGCCCCCGACCCCCAUCUGCCAAACGCCUGGAGUUUGUGUUCAUGCCUUCAAGCCAGCAAGUGAAAGAGAAUGAGAUGACCACACUGGGCGUGAGAGCGCCAGAACCCUCGCUUAGUUUGCCUGCUACCCCAGACAAAAACGCAGCCUGGGCCCGAGCUGGUCCUCUGCCGUCCUUGGAUGAGAAGAGGUUGCACCAGCCCUGCUUAACGCAAGCCAACAUUGUCCCCAUCAACAUCUCUGGGCAGCCGUUCGCUCGGCACGCGAGCACCCGCCACUCCCUCUUCAACACCGAGACCGCCAUGAACCCCAAGUCUUUGCUGCGCCGGAGGCGGACGGUCAUCGGCUUUCCUCACCUCGCCCUGCGGGAUCAAGCCAACAGCAAUGGUCCCGUUCUCAACCCUCCGGCAACCGUCGCGGAGUCCGUCUCUUGCCAUUUCGUCCCCGAGGUGUCUAACGGGAGGAGCUCCACCCGCCAUGCUCAGUCUCCGCAGCCUCGCCCACAGCUGAGAAAGACGUUCAGUGACCUUGGGGGCGUCCUGCAGGGCCGCUGCUGCCAGGCCGGGCCAGCAGGGCGCCUGGAGAACUCUGGGGUGAUGUACGCCAGCCCAUCCUGCAAUGGCCCCAAGGAGGACCUGAUCUUCUCCCCUGCCUGGAGCGCAGCCUCUUUCGGCUACGUGAGUCCGGCGGUGAGCCAGAGCGAGCUGGCGGGGGAGGCCGUGACGCAGUUGUCCCCCUGCAGCCCCAGUGGCCCCCCAGACUCGGGGUCCCCCGCCUCCUUUUUCAUCAGCAAGGACAAAGCGGCUGGAAAGAAUGGAGCCGAGGCCUUCGGUGCUGCCCCCGAGUCCCUGGCAGAGGCUGAUGGAGGGCCGAGAUGCGCUGCGAGGGAGGCCAAGCCGCACCUGGCCCUGACCAGUCCGGGGGAAGAGGCGUGUCCUCAGCUGGAGAGGGACAGAGUGGCAGGCAGGUUCCGUGAGAGGUCGCUCUCCGUCCCCACGGACACGGCCUCCCUGUGCUCCGUGGACAUUGCGGGCAGCGAGACCUGCGGCCUGAGCUACCCCAGCGCCAGCUCCGAGGGCAGCACCAGCACAGACAACGUCUCCCUGGCUGUGGAGCAGGAGUCCCGGGCGCAGCAGCCGCGGCGGCAGCGCACCAAGAGCAUCUCACUCAAGAAGGCCAAGAAGAAGCCCUGCCCGCCCGCCCGCAGCGUCUCCCUGAUCAAGGAGGGGCCGCCAAGCCGCGUGGAGCCUGCUGCCGAGCCACUGCCUCAGGACCAGAGGCCCAAAAGCCUGUGCUUGCUGCCAGACACCCCCGCCCAUGGCAUGGCACACGGAGAGGCGGCCAGGCAGGGGGAGAGCGCCCCCUACGCACAGCAGUGGUACCUGCCCGAGUGGGGUUCUGGCGACCCCUAUUGCUCCCUGUCUGGUUCCAGCACUGCCACCGGGACGACGGUGAUCGAGCUGUCCAAGGUGCGCGGGAGCUCUGAGUCCCUCCCGUCGCCCUCCGUCUCCCGGGCAACCACACCAUCCCAGCUCUCCGCAGAGGUCAGUCUGAAAACCUGCUCCCCGGGAAGACCGACGGGGGUGAUGUCCCCCUCCAGCGGCUACUCCAGCCAGUCCGAGACCCCCACACCCACCAUCCCGACGGCGGCUGUCCUGGGGCAUGCCCCUGCCCAGGGCGGGAGGGCGAGGCCGCUCGUGCCGGAGAGGAAGUCCUCGCUGCCGCCCGUCCUGCCCAUGGAGCGCAGCCCCAAGUCGCGGCUGUCGCUGGACCUUCCGUUCGCCCCGCCGACGCACCUGGACCUCUCGGGACUCAAGAUCUCGCUCAAGGGCAGGGCCAAGGUGAGCCGGCACCAGUCAGAAUCCACCUUCGGGACCAAGCUGGGCCCCAAGCUGAGUCCAGUGCAGCCCGUCAUGCCCAUGGUCACCCAGCUGGACCUGCGCUCCGUCCGCCUGCGCUCGGUCAGCCGCUCGGAGACCGAGGAUAACCUGGACAGCCCCGAGCCAGCGGAGGAGCCUGGCAAGAAGAUUCGGCCACCGGUGGCUGAGAAGCCACCUCUGUCCCGCCGGCCUCCGAUGCUCCUGCACAAGACCCCGCCAGUGCAGGAGGAGUCCCCGGUCAGCUCCCCAUCCUCUCCACGGACACCUCAGGACUUGGUCCCCAUGGAGAACCUUUACCUGGUGGCCAGGAGGCCCGAGCACCCCUGGGACACGGAUGUUUGGAGUCCCACAGAGCCACCCUCUCCCAUGGGAGUGGUCCCCCCCUCGUCCGCGCCCCCUGGCUCCUUUUUCCCUGCCUCGCGGCGGCUCUCCGAAGACAGUUUGGGGGAGGAUGAAGCAAUGCAGGCAAAACUGCUGGCAGGGAGGUCCCCCGGGGGGGAGAGUCGCAAGACCAAAGUGCCUCCCCCGGUCCCCAAGAAGCCCAGCGUGCUUUACCUGCCACUGGUGGCCCCCCCGCUCCACGCAGGGGCUUGCCUCGGGGACCCGAGGGCGGCUGCCAGCCCAGCUGUGAUGCUCGAUGAGGACCUGGCCCACCCCAAGCUGGCUGCCUGCAAGGUGCCCUCCCCGGUGGCCAACGAGGCAGACUUCAGCCCGGCCAGGGCCUGCGACUCCUGGGGAGACAUUUCAGGGAAUUCUAUUGACUUGAGGGCUGAAGAGAAAAGCUUUGCAAGUGACAAAACCGCGGCCUCAAUCAUCGAGGAGGACGAUGAUGUGUUUGUGGCAGCGUCCCGCACCACCGAGGACUUAUUUACUGUCAUUCACAGGUCCAAGCGGAAGCUAUUGGGCUGGAAGGAGCCCAGUGACGCCUUCAGCAGCAGGCAGAGUUCCCAGGUGCCCUUGAAGAACAACAUGGGACCCCUGAGCAACGAGUGCCCUCCAGGUAGCACGAGAGCCUCCAGCAGGAACGAAGACUUUAAGGCCCUCCUCCAGAAGAAAGGCGGCAAAGGGACCUCGGGGAUCCGCACCUCUGCAGCCGAACUUCUGAAGACCACUAACCCCUUGGCUCGCAGGGUUAUGACUGAGUUUGCAGUGGACGGGACAAUCCAGGGCCCUAAAGACCGCCCAUGAAUAGAUGUGGAGAAGGCUUCAUCUCCCAGCACUAUAGCCUAAUAGUCCACCACUCCUCAGCCUGACAGUCAGGGUGAGCCCGUGCUCUGUGGGGGUUUUAUCGUUUUCCUUGAUUUGCUGGCCGUGGCCAGACCUUUUCUGGUUUUUACUGGGGGGUGGGGAGGGGGAUGACCCCUGCUUAAGGGGAAAAUGUCUUAAGUGUAGAGCACAUGCGUUCCCUGUGGGAUGAGCCCCACAUAUCUGCUCUUAGGAAGGAAGCUUGAUUAUAAUUUUCAGGGUGGAAAAAGGGCCCACAACACACAUGUUUUUCGACAGGGCUAUCAAUGGAUUGGUGCCGGACUUGGGCCUAACAGCACCUUCCCCAGUCACAAGAGGGGCAGAAUACCUCUUCCUCUCCCUCCCUUUCUGUCUCCUUUUCCCCCCUUUUCAGGGUCAGCCUGUUCCCAUUUCCACUCUGCAACAAAGCUAGCUUCAAACUAUUCCGUUCCUUUGGCAUGUGAUCCUUGCAGUACUUGUAGGAUACAAUGUAUGGCUAUCGUGACCUCUUCAUUUAUAGUUUUGGCUCUGUUUUCUUUUUGUUUUGGCCACAAAACUCAUAAAGGGGUAGCUAGGUGGUCACUCAGGUAGCGAAGCCUGAAUAGCGCGUUAGGCCUGUUCAAGCAAAGAGUCCCUUGCAAAAGAUCUCAAUUCAAGAUGGUGCCCAGUCCUCAUCCAAAGAUUCCUCAAAAGCUUAUUCAUGAGCCUCUGCCAUUUUGACACUGGCCCGGAAACGUCUGAAAUGCUCCUUGCAUUCUCUGAAGGGGCUAGCACUUGCAAACAUGAGGCUGGGUGGAUACAUCAUUGCGAUCAUCUCCACACAACCCAUCCACUAGAAAUCUAGCCUUGCCCAAUGAUUGGAGUCAAACCUAGUUACCUCUCUAGAAGCGCUCCUACUUCUACAGAGUUCUCUUCCCAGACUGAAAGGGAUUAGAAUCAAAUGGUAAUGUAGUGCUUGCUGAAUUCCGGAGCGAAUUGUAUUUUAAAGGCCUUAUUGUACAAAGAACAGAGUCUGUUCAAAGAACAGAAUAAUUCCCUAUGCCCAGUAGGGGGACACUUUGGAGCUCUUUGUGAACACAAGACUUAAAAUAAUAGGCCUGUUUCUAGACAGAGUUAGGGUUCUUCAACGAUGUAUCUACCCUUAUCCCAUUUAAUGGAAGAAUGCAAAGCCUUAAGACUAAAUUAUGGCUGGGAGUAGCUGUAGAUUUCUUCCGCUUCCUGAAGUCCCCCCCCCCCCCCGCCCAGAAGUUCCUAGUUUAAUGGGAGGUAGCACCCCAGGGAUAUUCUGCAUGUGGGCUUUUAGCCAGGAGGCAUGUAAGGGCUAAUGCUUUGCCUUGAUCCCCGCACUUCAUGCAUCAUGUCAACUUGGGGCCACCCCAUUGUGAUCUGUGCCAGUGAACAAUCCACAGCCCACAGCAGCAGCAUCCUGGAAAAUGCUCACUGCCGACAGAAUCAAGUGCAAAAUGAUGCAUGCUGCUUCAUAGUCCCACAUUAUAUAUUUUAGUGCCUGCCUCAUUUUGAGUUAUUAAAAAACCAACCUGUUCCUCAAA